AUUAAUUCCCUGUGUUUACCUCAUUUGUGGAUGUACUUCCUGUCCUGUAAGUCCGUUGCGCCCUGGGGCUGGCAAACCGGUGUCCGGGCCUGGCUGUCCAGUCCCAAAAUGGAACACAAGGAGGUGGUGCUUCUCCUUCUCUUGUUUCUGAAUUCAGGUCACGGAGACCCCCUGGACAACUAUGUGAACACGCAGGGGGCAUCGUUGUUCACUCUCAGUAAGAAGAGUUUGGAAGCCGAAAGCAUUGCUGAAUGUGCAGAAAAAUGUGAGGAAGAAACAGAAUUCAUUUGCAGGGCAUUCCAGUACCACAGCAAAGAGCAACAAUGUGUGGUAAUAGCCGAAACCAGCAAAUCUGCCCCGGUCUUCAGGAUGAGAGAUGUCAUUUUAUUUGAAAAGAAAAUGUAUCUUUCCGAGUGCAAGACCGGAAACGGAAAGAACUACCGGGGGACGGUGUCUAAAACAAAAAACGGGGUGACCUGUCAGAAAUGGAGUGACAACUUUCCACACAAACCUAGGUAUUCACCCAGCAGCUACCCUUUGGAGGGCCUGGAGGAAAACUACUGCCGGAACCCAGACGACGACAUCAACGGGCCCUGGUGUUACACCACCGACCCGGACAAACGGUUCGACUACUGCACCAUCCCAGAAUGUGAAGAUGAAUGUAUGCAUUGCAGUGGAGAAAACUACCAGGGCAAAACCUCCAAGACCAGGUCCGGACGCGAAUGCCAGCCUUGGGGCUCUCAGACCCCGCACACUCACGGCUACCUUCCUUCCAAAUUCCCAAACAAGAAUCUGCAGAUGAAUUACUGCCGGAACCCUGAUGGGGAACCCCGGCCCUGGUGCUUCACCAUGGACCCCGACAAACGCUGGGAAUUCUGCGACAUCCCACGCUGCACAACGCCCCCGCCACCUUCCGGCCCCACAUAUCAGUGUCUGAAGGGAAGAGGUGAAAACUAUAGAGGGAAUGUGGCUGUCACCGCUUCCGGGCACACUUGUCAGCACUGGAGCCAACAGACGCCCCACAAGCACGAGGUGACCCCAGAAAACUAUCCCUGCAAAAAUUUGGAGGAAAAUUACUGUCGUAACCCUGACGGACAGCCAGGUCCCUGGUGCUAUACCACCAACAGCAGUGUGAGGUGGGAGCUCUGUGCCAUCCAGCCCUGCAGCUCCUCCGCAGGGACCACAGAACCGGACACCCAAGCGCUACCCGAACAAACUCCUGUUGUCCAGGAGUGCUACCAGGGCAAAGGGGAGAGCUAUCGAGGCACAUCGUCCACGACGGUCACAGGGAGGAAAUGUCAGCUUUGGUCAUCGAUGACGCCCCACCACCAUGAUAAAACCCCAGAAAAAUACCCAGAUGCCGGCCUGACGAUGAACUACUGCCGGAACCCGGACUCCGACAACGGCCCCUGGUGUUACACCACCGACCCCAGAGUGCGGUGGGAGUUCUGCAACCUCAAAAAGUGCUCAGAAACGCAGCAGAGUGUCCCGCCCAUUCCACCGCAAACCCAGGUUCUGAGCACUGUGGGUCCGAAAGCAGACUGCAGGUUCGGGAACGGAAAGGGGUACCGGGGUAAGAAGGCCACCACUGCUGCUGGUACUCGCUGCCAGGACUGGGCUGCCCAGACGCCCCACGCACAUAGAAGUUUCACUCCGAAGAGUAACCCGAACGCAGGUCUGGAAAAAAAUUACUGCCGCAAUCCCGACGGUGAUGACAACGGUCCCUGGUGCUACACGAUGGACCCAAAGAAACUCUUCGACUACUGUGAUAUUCCUCACUGCGUGUCCACUUCAUUUGAGUGUGGAAAGCCCAAGGUGGAGCCGAAGAAGUGUACUGGAAGGAUCGUGGGUGGGUGUGUGGCCAACCCGCAUUCCUGGCCCUGGCAAGUCAGCCUUAGAACAAGGUUCAGACAGCACUUCUGCGGAGGCACUUUGAUCGCCCCGGAGUGGGUGCUCACUGCCGCCCACUGCUUGGAGAGGUCCUCAGUGCCUUCGUCAUACAUGGUCAUCCUGGGCGCACACAAAGAGAUCAAUCUUGAGAGUGAUGUUCAGGAGAUAAAAGUGGCAAAGCUGUUCCGGGAGCCCCACCGGGCCGACAUCGCCUUGCUGAAGCUGAGCAGCCCUGCCAUCAUCACUGAAAAGGUCAUCCCUGCUUGUCUGCCGCCCCAGGAUUAUGUGGUUGCUGCCCGGUCACAGUGCUACGUCACCGGCUGGGGAGAAACCCGAAACACUCGUGGCGACGGCUUCCUCAAGGAAGCGCACACGCCAGUGAUCGAGAACAAAGUGUGCAAUCGCUAUGAUUACCUGAAUGGGAGAGUCAGGUCUUCUGAGCUCUGUGCGGGGAACAUUGAUGCGGACAGCUGCCAGGGUGACAGUGGGGGGCCUCUGGUCUGCUUCGAGAAGGACAAAUACAUUUUACAAGGAGUCACUUCUUGGGGUCUUGGCUGUGCACAGCCCCAAAAGCCUGGUGUCUACGCUCGUGUUUCAAGCUAUAUCCCCUGGAUUAAAAGUGUGAUGAGAAAUAAUUAACUGGAUGGGAGACCAAGGGAAGCAUCAACAUAUCUAGAUGCUGGAACAUGGGUAGGGGAUUUAACAUGCUCAGAAAAAUAAUUGACAGUAAUCAAAUGGAGAUGCUGCACUUAGCCACCACCUGCUGCUAAACCUCAACUUUUUUUUAGUAUUGUGGAUAAAGUUUUUCUGUCCACAGACUGCUGGAUUCUGUAAUAAGGCAAAAAACCCCCCAAAAAACCCACAGAGAUGACAUUUGUGGAAAAUAAACUCUGUAUUUACUUUGA
Pteronotus mesoamericanus is the source of this 2795-nucleotide messenger RNA. It is a transcript of the gene PLG, whose product is annotated as plasminogen. The transcript has 19 exons. Gene Ontology annotation, molecular function: serine-type endopeptidase activity; signaling receptor binding. Lineage: Eukaryota; Metazoa; Chordata; Mammalia; Chiroptera; Mormoopidae. Gene Ontology annotation, biological process: proteolysis. The coding region runs from base 31 to 2529 and encodes 832 amino acids. The record is from RefSeq and is a predicted model, not a curated record.